Messenger RNA from Arachis stenosperma, 2503 nucleotides. Its product is annotated as BEL1-like homeodomain protein 7. The record is from RefSeq and is a predicted model, not a curated record. NCBI's taxonomy places the organism in Eukaryota, Viridiplantae, Streptophyta, Magnoliopsida, Fabales, Fabaceae. Gene Ontology annotation, biological process: regulation of transcription by RNA polymerase II. The coding region runs from base 313 to 2244 and encodes 643 amino acids. The transcript is spliced from 5 exons. Gene Ontology annotation, molecular function: RNA polymerase II cis-regulatory region sequence-specific DNA binding; DNA-binding transcription factor activity, RNA polymerase II-specific.
GCCACUUGUCUAGGCUUCCCCAAACUGUGGAUUCUUGUUCUUUCUCUGUAAACUUUGCUCUUAACUUCUUACCCUUUUGUUUGCUUCUUCUCACACUCUCUCUCUUUCCUCUUCUUUCUUCAGGCUUAAUCCACAGAGAAAUUCCCAACUAAGAUUCCAUGGAAGAGGUAACAUUAUAGCUUCUCAAAGCCUCAUUGGAGAAGAUGUUUAUGUGAACUAGAUUUCGAAGAAGGGACCAAGAAUAAUAACUAAACCUCUCAUUUUCAAAUUGCAAAGUCAUAUAUAUUAUAUAUCAUAUAUCAUAUCAUCAUCAUGUAUCAGAACCAGGCCUUUCCUUCAGGAUCCUAUGAAGAAAUGUUAUCUGGGAAUUCCCUAUUAACUCAUCAUAACUAUGGCGAUUCGGUUGGAGGAGGAGGACACAACAAUGAGCUGAAGUUCAUCACCUCUCUAGGUGAAUCAAUGACUAUGCAGCCUCUUGAAGAGCAUUCCAAUGCUGCUGCGACCGGCGAUCCAUCUUGCAACUCUUUUGGUGAUCAAAACAUUCAGUGCCAAGGUUUGUCGCUUAGCCUUGGAUCGGUUAUGCCUUCUAUUGCAACAUCAAUGCCUCAUCACUUUCAAUACCCGCAGUAUCACAACUCUAGCUUCACUUCACUGAUGAAUGCCAUGCCAAACUUAAAGGGAAAUAAUGGAUCAUCUCUUAAGGAUGAUGAGGUGAGAAACACCGAAUGCAUGACCCCGCCAAUGUCUUCCGGAGGAUUCUACAACUCUAUAAAGAGGGAAGGUUUGUAUAACAAUACUAAUCAUCCUUCAAUGUGCCUCAGCGAAGGCCAGGUUGAUCCAGGCCUACACGGAUCGGCUGGUUUUUCCUCCAGUACUGCCUUAAACUCACAAUACCUGAAGGCAGCACAGGAGUUGCUUGAUGAAAUAGUUAAUGUUCGAAAGGCUUUGAAGCAACCCGGAUUGGAGAAACAACAGAGUUUUCGUGAUGCCGGAUUAGAUGGCUCCAAAGAUUCUGAUGGAAAAUCUAAUAGUCAAUCUAUGCAAGUAUCUUCAGGUGCCAAUGGUUCUGCUGUAAACUCUUCAACCGAGCUAUCGCCGGCAGACCGACAGAAUUUGUUGGACAAGAAGACAAAACUUUUGGCUAUGUUAGAUGAGGUAGAUAAAAGAUACAGACAGUAUUGCCAUCAGAUGCAAAUUGUGGUAUCAUCAUUUGAUAUGGUUGCCGGGUGUGGAGCUGCCGAACCGUACACUGCGCUUGCAUUGCGCACAAUUUCACGCCACUUUCGAUGUUUGCGCGACGCCAUCAGUGGCCAGAUUCAAGUGACUCAGAGGAGCCUUGGAGAGCAAGAGGGAAUACCUCGGCUCCGCUACGUCGAUCAGCAACUAAGGCAACAAAAGGCACUUCAGCAACUUGGUGUGAUGAGGCAAGCUUGGAGACCUCAGAGGGGACUUCCUGAGAGCUCUGUUUCUAUACUUCGCGCGUGGCUAUUCGAGCAUUUCCUUCAUCCUUAUCCAAAGGAUUCAGAGAAGAUUAUGCUGGCAAGGCAAACAGGCUUGACCAGAAACCAGGUGGCAAAUUGGUUCAUAAAUGCAAGGGUGCGGCUAUGGAAGCCAAUGGUUGAAGAAAUGUAUAAAGAAGAAUUUGGUGACUCUGAGAUGAGUUGCAACCUCUUAUCUGAAAACAGCAUACCAAAAGCUUCAAGAGAUGAUGUUCAAGUUUCUGAUAAUAACAAAAGAGAAGAAUCACAAGAAAAUUUGGCAGCUGUUGAUGAUAGUGUUCAACAUGGUAUCCAAAGUAGCGAUUAUGGUGAAAACCUCAUGGAUUCUUCUUCUUCAAGGACUAGUAGGAAAUUGCAACAAUGUGAUCAAAGAUUUAACAUGAAAAACACACCGUUUUCAAAUGCUUCUACAAUACAAAUCAAUCACCAUAAUGGUCAUGAUGAUGGUAAUGGUUGCUUAGCUUCUACUCAUGCAACAUAUGAUUAUUCCGCGUUGGGAAACUUUGCGGCCGUUGGUGGCCAUGUGUCCCUUGCGCUCGAGUUGAGGAACCGCGAGAGCAAUGGAUUAGGCAUGUCAAAUGGUGAUGAGAUACACAACAAAAGAAGUAGUAACCAGACUUUGGCUUCUUCAUCUGAGAAUGAUUUGUUGGAUUAUCAUUUGACAGAACAAGAGAAGCAACAGCAACAACAACAACACAAGUUUGGAAAUCCACAACAACGGUUGUUACACGAGUUUGUUGUUUGAAAUUUGAAAGUUAAGCUACAUAGAAGUAGAAAUUAGAUCUAUGAUGUUGCUUCUUGUUGAUAAAAAAAAUUACUGCAUCCAAUAUACUUAAUCAAAAUGAUAAUGUAUUUUGUAAUUGUAAUGGUGUAUUGUAGUACUUAUACUUUCAUGCCACGCCCAAAUUGCUUUUGGACAUCCAAAAUUAAUGUUGUUGAUAAAAGUUUUCAUCUCCAUUCCAUACCAGUAGUUCUAGUUUUGUUUAAAUGUUUAAGUAUUUGUG